AUGACAAUGAAGAUGAUGAAUGACACAGCCAUGGUCAAGUCUCUGCUGCUGUUGAUGUUGGGACUCACCCUCCUAAGAGAGGGGAUGGCUCGGAAAAAUCCCAAAGUGGGGGAUGCUACCCUCCUAAAUCCUGGGAAUUGUCCCCCUCUGGAGGACAACAGUGUGAGAGUUGACAUUCGCAUCCUCAGUCAAAACCAGGGAGUUUCCAUCAGACAUGACUUCCAGAACCGCUCCAUCUCCCCCUGGGAUUACAACAUCACCCGGGACCCCAAUCGGUUCCCUUCGGAGAUCGCAGAGGCACGAUGCAGGCACUCAGGCUGCAUCAACGCCCAGGGGGAGGAAGACAGCUCCAUGAACUCCGUUCCCAUCCAGCAAGAGUUCCUGGUUCUCCGGAGGGAGCCCCAGGGCUGCUCUCGAUCCUUCCGGCUGGAGAAGGUGCGGGUGACCGUUGGCUGCACCUGUGUCACCCCCAUCGUCCGCUAUACAGCCUGAGAGCUGCCAUCAAGUCAA
Lepus europaeus (European hare) is the source of this 510-nucleotide messenger RNA. It is a transcript of the gene IL17F, whose product is annotated as interleukin 17F. Gene Ontology annotation, biological process: inflammatory response. The transcript is spliced from 3 exons. The coding region runs from base 1 to 492 and encodes 163 amino acids. Gene Ontology annotation, cellular component: extracellular region. Gene Ontology annotation, molecular function: cytokine activity. The record is from RefSeq and is a predicted model, not a curated record. NCBI's taxonomy places the organism in Eukaryota, Metazoa, Chordata, Mammalia, Lagomorpha, Leporidae.